AUGCCUGCUCAUUCCGAGUGCUCUCACUUCCACGCGAUUCGGAUCGUAUUGCACUACUGCAAGUGGCGUCCGAAAGUUUCGACAAGACCAGGACGUAUUUUACGUCAGGUUAUCGAAAAGGAUCUCAAUGGCUAUGGGAUGAUGGAACGCCAGUUGAAGUUGAAAAGCGGAAUCGUUGAUGUAGAGGAGUACAUCGGUGGCGGAAAAAGCGUGAGAAUCCGCGUACUUCAAGGCUUUUUAAAAGUAGUGAUGGAAGUGGAGUGUGCACGACGAUGCAAGGAGAGUUCGUUGUUGUGCGAGGCUUUCUCCUACGAGCCGCAGGCGCAGAUAUGCCUUCUUACCGAUAGCGCUGACGUUGAUGGUAAUCUUGCACUAAAGAUGACCAGCCAGUUUUACAGGAAACGGUUCUCAGCGAAUCAUCAGUAUCAGCUCAGCUUGGCAGCCCGAGAAGAGUUAAACUUUUUUGAAGGGAAUUUGCACUACGAUCUGGUGAAUAAAGUGUUGCGAGUGUCGAAGAAUAAUACUUGGGCUCAUGUUUGCGAUGAUGGUUUUUCUGUUGACUAUGCUACGACGAUCUGCCGUGUAUUUGGCUACGGGUGA
Haemonchus placei is the source of this 600-nucleotide messenger RNA. The record is from the annotation of a GenBank genome assembly. Lineage: Eukaryota; Metazoa; Nematoda; Chromadorea; Rhabditida; Trichostrongylidae.